AUGGCGUCCAAACGGCUUUUCCUUGAGGAGGAUUUUUCUUGUCCUAUCUGUUGCAGCGUGUUUAGCAAUCCUGUUCUGCUUCUAUGCGGUCACAGCGGCUGCAAAGAGUGCAUUGAAAACUACUGGAGGGUCAAGAAGUUAAAAGAGUGUCCGCUCUGUAGAAAAGUGUCUAUCACCAAGCCUCCGCCUAACCUGGCUCUGAGAAACCUUUGCCAUGCUUUUUUGGAUUACCAGAAGCAGUUGGAGGAGCUGUGUGAAGUUCAUCAUGAGAAACUGAGUCUGUUUUGUGAUGAUGAUGAACAGCUCGUUUGCGAGCGUUGCCGAGACUUCGGCGAGCACAAAUACCACACGUUCCGUCCCAUUUGUGAGGUCGCUGAGGAAAAUAAGGUGCACAAGCUGGAGAAAGAUGAGAGGCAUGCCAAGUUUUCGCAUCUGACAGCUGGGAAGUACAUGAACCAAGCUGACCAGCUGAUGAAGAAGGCCAUCCAUGAGAAAUCUGAGCACGUAGUGCAGCCAUUUCUGAACAUGUUCGAGAAGCAGAAGCAAAUUCAAUUGGAGACACAGCAGACAUUUCAGAAGACAGGAAUGCAACAAACUCAGGUUCAGUAUCAGCAAGAUCCUCACCAGAAGCAGACCUUGCAGAACACUUUAAAGAGACUGAAGUACACUCCCCAGGAUCCAGUAGUGUCUCCAGGAGAGCUUAUAGAUCAUGCCAAGUAUAUAGGCAACCUCAAGUUCAAUGUUUUGAGCAAAAUCAGAAAAUCCAUCGGCCACAGUCCUGUGGUGCUGGACCCGAACACAAUUAACUGUCAACUUCAGAUGUCUGAUAAUCUUACAGAAGUGUGGAACCCCAAUGUGUUCCUGGAACCUAAUGAAUGCUGGGCCAUUGUUCCACUUCCUACAAACUUAGAGCGAUUUGAAAAUUACCCCUGUGUGGUGGGCUCAAAUCAGUGCAAAGAAAAGGAACCUUUGGGUUGCCUAGUGAUAUCUGGACCAUUGGAUUCGAAAGCCAAACUCUGUGUGAGGAGUCCGCUGAAGUCACGCGUCCAUCUGAGUGGAUAUGAGAAACCCAAUCAGGUGCGGGUGAACCUAGACAUGAGUGAAGGACAGGUGUCGUUCUCUGAUCCCCAGAGUCCUGUGGUGCUGGAUCCCAACACAGUUAACUGUCAGCUUCUACUGUCUGAUGAUCUGACAGAAGUGUGGAACCCCAAUGAAGCUGUGGAUGAGAUUGAAAACUUGACUAUUGUAUUACGUUCUCAGAACUUAGACCGAUUUAACAAUUACUCCUGUGUGCUGGGCACCGUGGGCUUUUCCACAGGCACACACAGUUGGGAUGUUGAAGUGGCAAAGAACAAUGUCUGGUUAGUGGGCGUGGCCACUGAAUCAGUGCAGAGGAGAGGAAAGUACGGGCGGCCUAGUGAUAUCUGGACUAUUGGAUUCAAAAGCGAUACUCUUAGUGUGAGGAGCCCGCAGGAGUCAUGCAUCCAUCUGAGUGGAUAUGAGAAACCCAAGCAGGUGUGGGUGAAAGUGGACAUGAGUGAAGGACAGGUGUCGUUCUCUGAUCCUCAAAGUGAUGUCGUCUUUUACACAUUCACACACAAUUUCUGA
This is a messenger RNA of Triplophysa rosa, 1608 nucleotides long. Its product is annotated as nuclear factor 7, ovary-like. Lineage: Eukaryota; Metazoa; Chordata; Actinopteri; Cypriniformes; Nemacheilidae. The transcript has 8 exons. Gene Ontology annotation, molecular function: zinc ion binding; protein binding. The record is from RefSeq and is a predicted model, not a curated record. The coding region runs from base 1 to 1608 and encodes 535 amino acids.